AUGUCAAUGGCAGAGACUCCGACUAGUCGCACUUCAAGGCGAACUUGUUAUCUACCGCACCACGGCGUGUUGCGGGCAGAAAGCUCAUCCACCAAACUAAGAGUCGUAUUCAACGGCUCGUCAACUAUUGCCUCUGGUCAGUCGUUGAACGAUCACCUCUAUCCAGGACCGAAUUUACUGCCUUCGCUGGCUGACGUCCUUCUCCGAUGGCGUCUGCACAAGUACGUCCUUGCCGCAGACGUUGAGAAGAUGUUCCGACAGAUUCAAGUCCACCCGGAGGAUCGCGAUCUGCAACGUAUCUUGUGGUGUCAUGAUGAGGCCGAUGAAAUUAGGGAUUAUCAGCUCAAUACAGUUACUUACGGUUUGGCGUGCGCCCCUUUCCUAGCUAUGCGAACGUUGCGGCAGCUGGCCGACGACGAGGAGAAUCAUCAACCAUUGGGAGCUGCCAUCUUGCGCCGAGAUGUCUACAUGGAUGACAUCCUCACUGGCGCCGCCAACUACCAGGAGGCGAAAGAGAUCCAGCGGCAGCUUUCACUUCUCUGCUCGGCGGGCGGGUUCCCUCUCAAGAAGUGGUCAGCCAACAACAUCUACCUGCUGGAGGACGUCCCAAAGGAGGAUAGGCUGCAGAGAGACUCCCUCUCCUGGCUUCUUCCAGAGAGCCAUUCGACGCUCGGGUUGCGGUGGCACCCUUCUCGCGACCACUUUUCAGUCGUUUGCAGGGCUGUUUCGGACUCGACUCCUACCAAGCGAUCUGUCUUGUCUCAAGCAGCUCAACUGUUCGAUCCGCUUGGAUGGCUAGCGCCGGUGGUCAUCCGGGCGAAGAUCCUCAUUCAGACCACGUGGCUUCAAGGACUCGAGUAG
Molecule: messenger RNA, 861 nt
Organism: Cyphomyrmex costatus
Lineage: Eukaryota; Metazoa; Arthropoda; Insecta; Hymenoptera; Formicidae
Exons: 1
Coding region: 1-861 (286 amino acids)
Source: RefSeq, a predicted model, not a curated record